UUCCAAAAAAGUGAUUAAAAACAGAAUAUUGAGAAGGACAAAGUUGUCAAUUCAAUGGAAAAAUAUUCUCUCUCUUCCUCACUUUUCCCACCACCUCUCUUGUCCAUUCUUCAAGGCCACUUGCUUCUAUCUUCAGGUGGCGGAUGCCAUUUUCGGCCCAAAAUCAAGAAUAUCAAAAGUAAUUUCUAUUUUUUGAAAAAUAAAGGGGAAAAACAGAGAGCCUUCAAUACAAAAACAACAUACUUUUAGGUCAAAUGGUAUCAUUGAUUUGGUAUUCAAAGCCCUAAUAAUCACAAAUUAUUCUUUGUUUUUCCAGAGUUCAGCUCAACUGGGACAUGGUGCAUCCUGCAUAUGAGUUCUGCAUUUGGGUGAGCGUGAUCGUUGUAUUUUGUGCCACUGUUUGUGUGGCUGAAAGUGAGAAAUGUCCCCGGGAACCUUUGAGUAAUGAUGCCUGUGGCUCUUAUUCAAGGUAUCUCAGUUUGGAUUAUGGCUCAGGAGAGCAAAAGAUGGUGCCUUUUAACGACGAUGAUGGUUGUAGGUCUGAAUUGCUUCACUUUUUUUCGGUUUAUAGUGGUGUUUGGUCAGAAGCACAGUGUUUGAAGCCGGGAGACUUGGAUAUAAACAGGAUUGAUUCAGGAGCUGCGCUGCGUAGACAAUCAAUAAGGUCAGAUGGUAAUGUUAGUAGAUCAUCAGAUGGUGUUGUAUUUCGCUUAUCUGAUGGGGGCAGUGUUACCUGUUCUUUAAAUUUCUUAGAGUUUGGCCAUGAUAAGUUAACUCCUAUUGCGAAUGGUGUUGGCCAAACUGUUCUUUCUUCCUGUAGUGCGCAUUUACUUAGCCAAAAAGAAACAAGUUUUAGCCUAUGGAGCAUAGAUGUAGAUAAGUAUACAUCCUCAGAUUCUUCUUCUCCUUGUGUCAGUAUUGGCCCUAGUUUACUGAAUUGGGGACAGAACUAUUUAUAUCAUUUGUCUGUAGCUUCCCUGACCUUAAAGAAUACCUGCAAUGAACGUGUUCUAAAGGUUUACAAACCUUUUACUACUGAUUCACAGUUCUUUCCGUUCAAUUUUAGCGAGGUAGUAUUAGGACCUGGUGAAGUUACUUCCAUAUCUUUCGCUUACUUACCGAAUGAGUUGGGUUUGUCUUCAGCUGAAGUGAUUUUGCCGACAAGUUUGGGUGGUUUCUUGGUAGUGGCUAAGGGUUCUGCUGUUGAAUCUCCUUAUAAACUGAGGCCCUUGGUUGGCUUGGACGCUUCUUCUGGUGAGUGGUUGAGUGGGAAAUUGUCCAUAUCUAAUCCUUUCGAUGAAACCAUUGACCUUGAGGAAGUAACUUUAUUGCUUUCAGUAUUUGAAAGUAGUUGUUCUCUUUUAGUAGAGUCAAUCUGCAGGAAACAGAAUCCUAAAGCAAAAACCAAGUAUAGCUUUUCCAGUGACAAGUUGUUAAAUGGUGAUACUGAACAAUCAGACUCUAUGAUUAUGACUGUUAGGCCUCUUGCAAACUGGUUAAUUAGUCCUCAUAAAUCUCAAAGUGUAUUAGAAAUGGCUUUUUCACCUGAUUCAGAACAAAAGGUUGUAGGUGCAAUUUGUAUGGAAUUGUUUAGACCCUUAAAGGAUGAGAAGGAUAUGCUCGUAAUUCCAUUUGAAUCAGAACUGAAGAAGACAGAACCCUGGAAAGAUAGAGCUUCUUUACUUUCGGUAUCUAUGGAGGCUGUUGGUCCUUGUGAUACAAGUGAAACCACUAUUUCUAUAUCAGUAAAAAACAGAGCUUUAACUUUGCUGAAGAUUGUUAAAAUUAAUGAAGCUGUUGACAGCAGACAAAUCCUUCAGAUAAAGUACUUGGAGGGACUCCUACUUUUUCCUGGCACUGUCUCACAGAUAGCAUUAGUGACUUAUGAAUCCUCAAAUUUUGAGUAUAAUUCCUUUCUUGAGAUUCCAGGUGUAAGCACAAGCUGUAAGCUAGAAAUACUGGUGAAUGACUCAACUAGCCCUCUCCUAGAGGUUCCUUGCCUGAAUAUUUUUGCAAUAUGUCCCAGACAACAACGGAAAUCAUCUUCUCAUAUUUUUGACAUUGCUGAUCUUAGCAAUAGAAAAGUACCUCUGACCUACUCUGAAAAGACUCCAGUAUUAACAAAGGCAUUGGAUGGUGCAGUGAAAGAUGAUUUUUUUCAUGAAGAGUGGAGAACUCAGAGCUCAAUAAGUGGGCUUUAUCUGCUUGACAACCACGAGCUCCUUUUCCCGCUGCUCCCAAUUGGGAAAUACUAUGCCAAGUCAAUUACAGUCAGAAAUCCUAGCCGGCAACCCGUCAUAGUGCAGCUUAUACUAAACUCGAUAGAAAUUGUUGAUAAUUGCAAAACCUGUUAUGGUCAUCAACAGACACCUUCUGCAAGUAGCUCUACCUGUAAUGAUUCCACCAGGAUGAGUAUGUGUGGGUUUUCAGUAGCAGACAGUACAGUUACAGAGGCCUUUCUUCAUCCAAACGGCACAGCAUCAUUGGGUCCUAUCUUAUUUCAUCCUUCAGAUAGAUGUGAAUGGAAGAGCUCGGCUUUCAUAAGGAAUAAUCUUUCUGGUUUGGAGAUGUUAUCUCUGCGUGGAUCUGGUGGAUCACUUUCUUUAGUCUUGCUUGAGGGUUCAGAACUCGUGCAGAGAUUGGAUUUUACUAUGAACUAUCCUCUGAAUUUAUCCAACAAUGAGGAUGCUAUUUCUGGCUGUCGUAAGCCAUUAUUAAAGAAGGUCUCCGCUUUUAAUGCAGGUGAUUACCCUGUCAAUGUCAAGAGAAUAGAUGUCUCAGGAAGAGAAUGUGGAUUGGAUGGUUUUGUUGUACAUAAUUGCCAGGGUUUUUCUCUGAAGCCUGGAGAAUCUUUGGAGCUUGGGCUAUCAUACUUGUCAGAUCUUUCUGGGCCUGUAGUACAAAGGGAGCUCGAAUUGAUUUUGGAUGCUGGAAUACUUGUAAUACCAAUGCAAGCAAGUAUACCUCCAAAUUCACUUAAUGUAUGUGUAGAUUCCUUCUUUUGGUCUCCUGUAAAAUGUUGCUUGGCAAUCGGUUUUGUCAUAAUCUUUCUCUCUCUCUUUCGUUUCAAAGUGCCCUCUGAAAGUAUGGAUUCCUCAAUUGAAGGAGAGAAGAGAUCCAUUCCUGUUGUAAGGCUUACAGAUAAGUCAUCAUCAACUGUGUCUAUCAGUCAGGAGAAUCGAAAGGGUACUAAACCAGCUAAAACAGGUCACGUGAAACAAGUAAUCAUUGCAGAACAUACAGAUCGAUUUGUGGCUUGUCGAGCUGAGAAUAACCCUUCAUCAGAACAUACUAAUCGACCUGUCAAGAAUGCUUGCAAACCUGAGGUAGCACAACCUGAUUCUCUGACAAUCAAAACUCGUAAGGAAAAGAGAAGGCGUUCUAGGAAGAGGCAUGCACUUAUUGAAGUUUCCAGCAGCCAAAGUGGGAACUCUACACCAUCAUCACCUCUGUCUCCCAUCACAACUCUUUCUCCUCCAGAAACAUGCUCCCCAUCUCCGAAGAAAUUGCAACCUAAUGAUUGUUUCAGCUGUGAACCGCUAGCAUCAGCAAGAGUUCCUGAAAUGCAGAGUCAGAAUCUUAAUUCUACCCAAGAGAAACCCCCUGGUGGAUCCAAGAAGAUGGAAAGCCGAGCUAUACUUUUGCCUUAUGCUUCAUGUCCUAGGACGCAUAUUUCUCCUUCCAGGUUGGCAAUGGAACCGCAUGCUCGAGCUCCUGGACCAAAGAUUCAUCCCCAAAAGCAGUGCAACCGGAGGAAAAUGUGAGGGCAGAGGAGGAUAGGUUUACUUAUGAUAUAUGGGGUAACCAUUUUUCUGGACUUCAUCUUUGUAGGCCUAAUAGUUCAUUAACCAUGACCUCUGAAGCUGUAGGUCAUUCUAAUAGCUUCUUUCUUCGGGGUCCUCAACAAACUCUCAUUGCAAACUCUCGACCUCCAUCUGUAAGUAGUUUCUGUGAUGAAGGUUAAUAAUAUAUCAGAAAAAUAAUCAUCAUCUUUUUUGGUAGUAGUACUGUACACGAAAUUUAUGUCAUAAUGAUAGAAAUACUAGGGAAAAACAACAUGUCAUAUGGUAAAUGAUAAUUAUGCAUCCUCCGUUCCUUUAA
Chenopodium quinoa (quinoa) is the source of this 4101-nucleotide messenger RNA. RefSeq lists its product as uncharacterized. Gene Ontology annotation, cellular component: membrane. The transcript has 3 exons. The record is from RefSeq and is a predicted model, not a curated record. NCBI's taxonomy places the organism in Eukaryota, Viridiplantae, Streptophyta, Magnoliopsida, Caryophyllales, Amaranthaceae. The coding region runs from base 336 to 3764 and encodes 1142 amino acids.